This is a messenger RNA of Cetraspora pellucida, 121 nucleotides long. The record is from the annotation of a GenBank genome assembly. NCBI's taxonomy places the organism in Eukaryota, Fungi, Glomeromycota, Glomeromycetes, Diversisporales, Gigasporaceae.
CCAAAGUCAAUGCAUGAAGUUUAUCGAAAUGUAGCUGUAAAUUCUCUUGAACGAUAUCGUGAAAAUAUGAAAUCACAACUUAACAAGAAAAACAAAAAAUUUAUAAAUAAAUAUAGAGUUG